UCUACUUGCAUUAGCUCCAUUGUGAAGCGACCUCUUGUAGAGGCCAAUAACCCUUCUCUAAUCAAAACUUGCACAAAAGCAAUGCAAGUAUCUCUAAACCCCAACUUGGUCUUCAGCUCCAAGGCUAUAAACCCUAACUUGAUCUUCUGCAGUUUAAAUAAUUUUUCUACUCCCAAAUUGAAGACUGAGGGAUUCUCCGGCGGAGUUUUUCCAGCCUUGAAGGCCGUACCCGGAAUUCCGAAUUCGAACAAUUUCAGCAGCACUAGACGUGGCCGUUUUGCUCCAUUUGUUGCAGCUGCUGCUGCUAAAAGGGCCGGAAGGACCUCCGGACCUGAUUACUAUUCCGUUCUCAAUGUCAGUAGAAAUGCUACUUUGCAAGAAAUUAAAGCUGCUUAUCGCUCACUUGCUCGCAAGUAUCAUCCUGAUAUGAACAAGCGUCCUGGUUCUGAAGAAAAGUUUAAAGAAAUAGCUGCCGCAUACGAGGUAUUAUCAGACACUGAAAAAAGGUCUUUAUAUGAUCGCUUUGGUGAGCAAGGUCUACGUGGAGAAUUUGAUGCAACAAGUGCUGGUCCACAGGGGGUGGAUCCUUUUGAAGUUUUUGCCGAAUAUUUUGGUGAGUCCAAUAGCUAUUUUGGAGGAAGCGGUGAACCAAGAGGCUUCAACUUUAAUUUUGGACAGAAGGGGAGCCAGAAUCUUGACAUCCGAUAUGACAUAUAUUUGAGCUUUGAAGAAUCAAUUUUUGGAGGGAAACAUGAUGUUGAAGUACCAUGUUUUGAGACAUGUGAUGAUUGUGGUGGAACGGGUGCAAAGUCCGCCAGUUGUCUAAAAACGUGUGAUGAAUGUGGAGGUAGAGGAGGAGUGGUGAAAACACAGAAGACACCUUUUGGAAUUAUGUCUCAGGUGACUUCCUGUUCAAAAUGUGGUGGUGAUGGCAAGAUAAUUACUGAUCGGUGCCGCACAUGCAAUAGCCAUGGUCAAGUUCGAGCAAAGAGGAGUAUUGAGGUGGUUGUACCACCUGGUGUUGAUGAUGGAGCCACAGUGCAAGUUCGAGGAGAGGGAAAUUUUGACCAAAAACGGGGUUUAGCUGGUGACCUGUAUCUGGUCCUCCAUAUUGAGCAGAAGAAAGGAAUUCAGAGAGAUGGCCUGAAUCUGUACUCAAAACUGGACAUCGACUAUACAGAAGCCAUCCUGGGGACUACUAAGAAGGUGGAUACUGUUGAAGGUGUGAAGGAUCUCCGGGUACCCCCAGGAACUCAGCCAGGACAUAGAUUAAAGUUGCCGAACAUGGGUGUUCCAAACAUUAAUAAACCUUCUGCACGAGGCGAUCAUUAUUUCACUGUGGAUGUUCAUAUCCCAAAAACUAUUAGUCGUGCAGAACGCGAACUAGUUGAAAAGUUGGCUUCUCUUAGGAAAAUUGAGGGCUAUACUCCCCCAGGCAAUGGUGGAGGAGUGUGUGCCAAAGACAACAUUGACCAAACUUCAAGGCACAGAACAAAAAGUGAAAAGCGUUGGUGGAAGUCCAUCAAGGACUUGUUAUGGAGAAAUCAACCUGGGGAAAGAUUUGCAUCAAUCUGUGCUGACACCUCAGUGCCGUGGAUAUACAGAAGGGCCCCGCCCAAUUUGCCUUCUUUGGUUGCUAUUUCUGUUAUUUUUGUUUCAGCAGCUAUUGCUCUCUUAAUGAGCAAAUCUGGGUGGUCUAAACCGCAGCACCAAAGGAAGGAAAUAGAACACGGUUCUCUUCUCCUGAAGAAGGGUUUUGUUGGCCUUAAGGUUGUAUUUGGUCAGAAGGAUUUUUGAAUUACUAUGGAUUACAGAUUCCUAAAAACAAUUUCCUUUCGACUUCACAUUGGAAUCAAUUGGAACUCUCAACUCCAAAACAGCAGGAUGUAGCAGCUACCUAUAAUAAGCCUUGUCCCAAGUUCUUUUCUAGAACUCUUUGCUGUUGCACAUGUAUAAAAUAGUGGAAAGAAAGAUACUCCCAAUUGAGUAAGCUCUCUGGGUAAAUGGGGUGUGUCCUGUGACUCCUGCUCCUGAUUUCUUGCAAGUAACAAUCAAUUUGGGAAUAUGAAAUAUUGGCAAAUUGUCAUAUUUGGUGUACUGACAUGUCAAAAUUGGUUUUAGUUAGUAAAUGACUCUUGCCUG
Molecule: messenger RNA, 2142 nt
Organism: Sesamum indicum (sesame)
Lineage: Eukaryota; Viridiplantae; Streptophyta; Magnoliopsida; Lamiales; Pedaliaceae
Biological process (GO): protein refolding; response to heat
Cellular component (GO): cytoplasm; chloroplast thylakoid membrane
Molecular function (GO): ATP binding; heat shock protein binding
Source: RefSeq, a predicted model, not a curated record